This is a messenger RNA of Sinocyclocheilus anshuiensis, 723 nucleotides long. RefSeq names its product epithelial membrane protein 2-like. NCBI's taxonomy places the organism in Eukaryota, Metazoa, Chordata, Actinopteri, Cypriniformes, Cyprinidae. The coding region runs from base 178 to 663 and encodes 161 amino acids. Gene Ontology annotation, cellular component: plasma membrane. The transcript has 5 exons. The record is from RefSeq and is a predicted model, not a curated record.
AGGAGCACGCACUUUUUUCCUCAUUUCACUACUACUACGUUUACCCCGCAGUCACGUUCAUGCUUGCAUCACUUCAUCUCCACAUCUGGCUGCCCUCUCCAAACUAUACAAUAUUUGACCCUUUAGGCUUCUCUUCAGCGAUUCUCCAGCUUUUGAUUUUCAGUUCCACCAUCAGCCAUGUUGAUUAUUUUGGCCUUGAUCAUCCUCUUCCACAUCACCUCAGCAAUACUACUCUUCAUAGCAACCAUCAGAAAUGUAUGGUGGGUUUGGGAGGAUUACACCUUAGAUCUCUGGUAUCACUGCAACUCCACAAACUGUUAUGAUAUACCGAACAGUGCAACCUCUGAUGCAGCCUAUCUUCAGACUGUCCAGGCCACCAUGAUACUGGCUACUAUCUUGUGCUGUGUGGGUUUCUUUGUCUUCAUCCUUCAGCUCUUCCGUCUGAAGCAGGGCGAGAGAUUUGUCUUUACAGCCAUCAUCCAGCUCUUGUCUGCUUUCUGUGUGAUGACCGGUGCAUCCAUCUACACAGCAGAGCACUUAAACUUCAAAGACAAGAACUGUAAGAAUGGAGAGUACGGGUACGCCUUUGUUGUGGCCUGGGUCGCGUUCCCCAUGACGCUGCUGAGCGGCUUGAUGUAUCUAGUGCUAAGAAAACGCAAAUGAAGCACAACACACCACCUCACUAGCUGCCACCAGCUACAGCCUUAGCCAAGAGACUUUAUU